Messenger RNA from Anoplopoma fimbria (sablefish), 816 nucleotides. RefSeq names its product methyltransferase 21A, HSPA lysine (gene mettl21a). Gene Ontology annotation, biological process: peptidyl-lysine methylation. Gene Ontology annotation, cellular component: cytoplasm; cytosol. The record is from RefSeq and is a predicted model, not a curated record. NCBI's taxonomy places the organism in Eukaryota, Metazoa, Chordata, Actinopteri, Perciformes, Anoplopomatidae. Gene Ontology annotation, molecular function: protein-lysine N-methyltransferase activity. The transcript has 3 exons. The coding region runs from base 93 to 749 and encodes 218 amino acids.
AGAGAAGAAGAACAGCACUGCGCAUGAACACUGGGGUUAAACCAUAACCACACAGCUAUGCAUUACAGUGAGGUUUCUACUUAUUACCCAGCAUGGCUCUAGUUCCCUACGUGGAGAAUCAGCUACCUGCUCUUUCCAAACUCCACAAUUCAUCAGCACAGUUUCGCUUCGCCAACCACGACCUGCGUCUGGCGCAGGACUGGAAGAAGCUCGGGGUGGCAGCGGUGGUGUGGGAUGCGGCAGUCGUCAUGUGUAUGUACCUGGAGAUGGGGAAGCUGGAGCUAAAGGGGAAAGGGGUCAUUGAACUGGGAGCUGGCACUGGACUGGUGGGCAUUGUUGCAGCACUGAUGGGGGCCAAGGUCACCAUCACUGACAGAGAGCCGGCCCUGGACUUCCUUUCUGCCAACGUGAAGGCCAACCUGCCCCCGGACUCCCAGGGGUCAGUGGUUGUGUCAGAGCUGAGCUGGGGAGAGGGCCUUGAACGUUACCCAGCUGGAGGAUUUGAUGUGGUGCUGGGGGCAGACAUUGUUUACCUGGAGGACACCUUUGUCCCGCUGCUGCAGACUCUGGAGCACCUGUGUUCAGACUCCACCGUGGUGUUGCUGGCCUGUAAGAUCCGCUACAAGCGAGAUACAAACUUUUUGAGCAUGCUGAGGCAGCAGUUCAGCGUUGAAGAGGUCUACUAUGAGAAACAGAGGGACAUCCAUGUGUAUCAAUCUUUUAAACUGCCACCCAGGACGGAUUUGUGACGACCGGGUGUCCUGACCGAUCAGUUUGACUGCCUUCUUAGUUGUAAUAAUUAACUGUUUUUUUUUU